This is a messenger RNA of Synchiropus splendidus (mandarinfish), 2281 nucleotides long. RefSeq names its product ChaC, cation transport regulator homolog 2 (E. coli) (gene chac2). Lineage: Eukaryota; Metazoa; Chordata; Actinopteri; Syngnathiformes; Callionymidae. The transcript is spliced from 3 exons. Gene Ontology annotation, biological process: glutathione catabolic process. The record is from RefSeq and is a predicted model, not a curated record. The coding region runs from base 186 to 740 and encodes 184 amino acids. Gene Ontology annotation, cellular component: cytoplasm. Gene Ontology annotation, molecular function: glutathione specific gamma-glutamylcyclotransferase activity; gamma-glutamylcyclotransferase activity.
AUGACUCCAGCAACUACUUGAUCGGUCCCGACCCGUCCAGGAUCGGUGUGUGUGUGUGUGUGUGUGUUUAUGUCCGUGUUAAGUGUUGCGUGUCAUUCGCAAGUCUCGUCCACAAGGCGACGGCGCAUGUUGGGCUCGACACCGUCCCUUUCGCGUUAGCAGCUAGCGGGCUAGCGGGUCACAUCAUGUGGGUCUUCGGCUACGGAUCCUUGAUUUGGAAAGUGGACUUUCCCUACGAGGACAAACGGGUCGGCUUUAUAAAAGGCUUCAGCCGCCGGUUCUGGCAGGGCAGCACUGACCACAGAGGAGUCCCGGGCAAGCCUGGUCGAGUCGUGACACUGGUGGAGGACCCGGAGGGUUGUGUGUGGGGAGUGGCCUACAAGCUGCCGACAGGCCGUGAGCAGGAAGUGAAGAGCCACCUCGACUACAGAGAAAAAGGUGGCUACCAGGUCAAGGCCGUGACCUUUCACCCCCGUCCACCACUCAGCCCUCGGCCCACGCAGACGCUUCUCUACAUCGGCUCUCAGGACAAUCCCGACUACCUGGGCCCGGCGCCGCUGGAGGAGAUUGCCAACCAGAUUGUCAGCUCCACCGGGCCCAGCGGACGGAACACAGAAUAUCUGUUUCAGCUGGCCGAGGCCGUGAGGACCAUUCUGCCUGAGGACUCAGACACUCAUCUGUUUUCUCUGGAAUCCUUAGUGAAGGAGAGACUGCGCAGGGACACCCUCGCAGAACACUAACUCAUGAAAGUUCUGAAAGUGAUUCAGCAACUCAGGACAUUUGAGGAGUUCACAGCCUUCACAAUCUCAGGGUUUCUGAUUCCGAGUGGACAGAUGGCAGUCUGAAUGUAACACUCUGGACAUCUGAGUCAAUUCUUCUUUCACACGUCCAUGACUUUGUCGGUAUUUGUAGUUUGUGACUCUAUUGGGUCAUAAAAAACAAAUGUAUUUAUUCAACGUAACGGUUUUACUUUUUAAAAUAGAGCUGCAACACUAGUCGACGACCAAGUGAGUCUCUCACGGGUUCAUGAGUCGGCAAUGUGCAUCAUAUGCACUUCUCAGUUGCAGUUAGUAGUUAAAGGACAAUGAUCCUCGAGUUGGAAAGUCACCAAUUCAGAAAAAAAAAUCAUUGUGACUCAAGAGAGUUGAUCCUGCAACAGUGGAAGUCAGUUACCUCUUUGUCACCUCACCUUUUCUUUGUACAACACUCAGGUAGCUUUCAGGAAUGAAGGGAAUUCAAGUGUGUUUACAGACUUUUUCGGAAGGAAACAGUCGGUGGUGUGAGCUGCGUCAGUCACCUACAACUAACACAAUAAACCAUUUUGGAAGACUUUGGAAACAUGUUUUGUUUGAUCGGCACGUGGCCCAUAUUUUACCUCAACGUGACGUGCAGCACAUGAAGGUGACUCACUCUGACUCAGCAAUAACGGAGUCAAGUUUGGACAAGGUCCAACCAGAGUGAGUUGGUGUGAAUGUACUACAGUACAUGAAAGGUUUAACGCACAGGGACGUACGGUGGAGAAGUGGUGCGUGCUGCAUCCUCAUAGCAAGAAGGUCCACGUGUGCAAACCUAUUUAGAUCACAUUAACAGCACUUGCAUUCAUCUAUAGGGGAUCUUUUUUUAGACGGCAUGUUUUCGAGAUAUCUCCCGACUCUUGAACAUCUCCAGCUGAUGCUCGGCUGAACACUCUGAAUGAAAACGUUGACAAUCUGCGAUCUCUCUCCCCCCAGACUGCAGUAACAGCGUUUAUCAGUUGAGCUCAGAAGCGGCAAAAAUCAGUACAAUGCACCUGAAUACUAAAAGCUUUCCAGCGAGGGUGUCGGCACGCCGCUCGGAAAUCUGCUCUCAGGAAACCAUGUGAUACGGAAACACGCUGAUAACGUUGAAGCCGUGUUUCAGGGAGGCGCUGAACCCUGGCAGACACUCAUCCUUCCACUGCUCCUCCACCUCCAAGAAAGGGAAGCUUUUACAAAUGAAGUGAGAUUUAUUCACAUGGAGAGUGAUGAGCUGUUGUAUAACACAUCAUGGACAAGGGAGACAAAUGACUCACUGACAGUCACUGACCGUAUUGAUCUUUAGAAUCAUCAAUAAUAUCACAAAGGUAAUUCACUCUGUAUUUACAUUAACUGUACAAAUAACUUAAAAAUGUAGUCUCAACAGUUUCUACUUCCAUGUACCUCGACCUCUGCAAAACUGGGACACUGUAUAUGCAGGAAUAAUAUUUCUAAAACAAUUAUCAGGUUCUAGAACAGGGGUCACCAACAUGGGCUGUUAAAAAUGA